Strongylocentrotus purpuratus (purple sea urchin) is the source of this 2360-nucleotide messenger RNA. RefSeq names its product mitochondrial dynamics protein MID49-like. Gene Ontology annotation, biological process: positive regulation of mitochondrial fission; mitochondrion organization. Bases 345 to 1772 code for a protein of 475 amino acids. NCBI's taxonomy places the organism in Eukaryota, Metazoa, Echinodermata, Echinoidea, Camarodonta, Strongylocentrotidae. The record is from RefSeq and is a predicted model, not a curated record. Gene Ontology annotation, cellular component: mitochondrial outer membrane. The transcript has 2 exons.
CGAUUCCGUGACGUGAAACGAAAGUUCAUGUGCAAAUUAGGUCAAGUGUCAGGCCUCUUAUUUUGACGAGGAUUUACAACUACGAUCGAACGCAGCUCAGGUUCUAACUUUCUUAGUGACUAGUCACCAUGCUAGUCACGCACUGAUUGUUGUUCUUUACUGUAGAUUUGAAGCAUCCUUCGGAUUGGAGUGUGAAGACCGAAUCUCGUACACACGUAGGCCUAGAUCUACUCGUAGUCGUAGUCGUACUUUCGCACGUCUCUUGACUUGUGUCUUGGCUAUUGAGACUUAAUUGUCUCGUGUCUCGAGUCUCCUGUAGCGAACUGAAAGUGUAGCAGUUCUCGAUGGCUUUUAACAACAGAGGGAGACAUAACGCCCCGGAGAGAGAUUCCUGGUGGACAAUGGGGCUUAAGGCUGCAGCCGGACUAGGUGUUCUCUCAGCCAGUGCCAUCAUUGCUGCAGAGGCUUACAAAGCAUCGCUGCAGAGGGAAAAAGAUAAUGCCCGAGCGCUCCAGCGUCAUGGUCAGCAAGAGAGGAUGGCAGCAUCUUCCUCCGCUCAGGGAGAGAGCUCCAAUGACGAGGGGGAAGGAGAGGAGAAGGAACCCUGCGUGUCUGGUUGCCGACCCUGUGAUUGGUCGGAUUACGAGGAGGUGGAUUCCGAUGAUUACGAAGAAGCUGCUGCUCAGGAACAUGCAAAUGUUCGACGAGCAGCACCCGUCACCUCGGAUACUCCAAAUACGAAUGGAGUGCCUCUCAAGACAAGGUUGGAGAACUACUACACCAGCUAUGUCCUUCCAAAUGAAGAGAGGCAGCAAGCGGAAAGAGAGGAACUGAAACCAUUUAAAACAUUCUUCAUGAAGUUUGUGAGACAACACGGAAAAAACCUCCCCAUUCAGAAUGCCUUCUUCGCUGGGGACCGGUCGCAGGUGACCAUCGUCAAAGCCUACGAUGCGUCCACCAAGUUACUCGUCCUCCCCAUUGAGAUGAACCCCCACACAUGGGAGUAUGAGGAUGCUCGACACUCUGUUAUGAAGGCACCCGGGUACUUCCUGGUGAGGCGAAUAAAUCUAGACUUCAUCCCAAAAGGCCAGGAUCCUUGGGACCAGUUCUUGGUAGGAAACUACCUCUGCCCGGCAUACGUCCUUCGACAUCUGCAGAGACUUCUAGGUAGCAGUAUCAACAAAUUCUGCAAGCAGUCUCCUGGAGAAGAACCAAGUGUGACCGUCGAGGCCAAAAUCGAUGCCAAAAUCGGUCCCAUGCUGGUGACCCUGACAUCUUCGCCGUUCUCUCCCCGUACUUCCUGCACGAUGGAGGACGAUGAAUAUGAUGAGGUGGAAAGUAUGGAGCUUAAUCUUCGUCCGGAUACUAAUCUGUGGAUGUGGUGCUUCAACGAGUUUGUGCUUGAGAUGUUGCAUGAGCUUGACGGCUCAGACGGAGGAUGCAGGAUGAAGUGCCUAGCCAUCUUGGAGGUCCUGAGAGUGAACAACUCCAAGCUGCAGGUGCUCUCCAACGCCCACCUUUUAGCCAUCAUGUACAUCGCCUGUGUCGAGGAGACGGAGUGGGACGAACAGAUGCUGGCGGAACGCUUCUUUGACAUCCUGGUGACCCUGACGCGAUGUCUGUCCGACCAUGAUCUCCCGCAUCCCAGGGAUCAGAGCGUGAACUGCUUCCUUGAUCUUCCAUCGUGGGCACUCCAGAGAAUGCGGAAGUGGCUCAAGAGCAUAAUCAAGAACCCCAGGAAGAUAAGUGGUAUGCUAAAACAUAAGUACUGACAGCUGUCAAAUUGUCAAACUGCAAUCUACAUCUAAUUUCCAAAGACUUUUUGGUGGAGGAAUGUUGUUAUUUUAUUCAAAACAUUGGAUAACUAAAUGCAAUUGAUCUUACAAUUUCACUUCAUGAGAGCAUAAUCAAGAACCCCAGGAAGAUAAGUGGUAUGCUAAAACAUAAGUUCUGACAGCUGUCAGAUUGUUCUGAAACUGCGCUCUCAUAUCUGAAUACUGUUUGGUGGAGGAAUGUCCUUAUUUUAUUCAAAACAUUGGUUAACUGGAUGCAAUUGAUCUUAAAAUUGCACUACAUGAUCCCAACCUGCUUGAAAACUGUCUAUAUAUUAUUAGAUCUAAUAUCCCUUCUCCUUGAUGCACAUGGGGUAAUGUUGGAGCCAUUGUUUUGGAAAUGUUGUCUUUACAAUGAUAUCAUUUGCUAUGUUCAUGGGUGUGUGAGGCAACAAGCAACAUUUUUACAAACAGACCUUACAAUGGUGUCAAAAUUUUACAUUUUCAAACAAGUUUUGGAUAUAGAGGUGUUGUGGUCGAGUGGAUACGUCGCCGGACUGUCGAUCACAAGGCCCGCGGUUCGAGUCC